Salvelinus sp. IW2-2015 is the source of this 4371-nucleotide messenger RNA. The record is from RefSeq and is a predicted model, not a curated record. Lineage: Eukaryota; Metazoa; Chordata; Actinopteri; Salmoniformes; Salmonidae.
CGCUCACCGUCUACCCACAUUGAGGAAAUCUUUGAGAAAUGGUCAAAAUGGGCCAUGGAGGAACAUGGCAAACAUCAUAUGUGGGUCUUCAGGGAGGCAAUGCCAUGUGAGAGGAGACCAGAUUAGCUGUAGCUAGCCUGAUAGAUAUAGUCCAAAAGGCAGACAACUGGGAGGAGUAGCCAGGAUCAUGGCAGGAAUGGUGUUAGUCAGAAACUGGAAACAAGAGAACUAGAAACUGAGCUCUUAUGUCAUAACACCGGAACAUCCAGGAAAUGCCAUUAACAUUGGGAUAGUCUACCCUUCCUUCCUAACCGUGACUUCUUCAGCUGAAGCGGUGAACAGAUCAUGGAGCCACAACAUGUUAUUUCAUCAUCAUCAUCACCAAAAUCAUCAUCUUCAGCACCGUGCUGCAUAGCCUGCAUUAUGACAGACGUGGAGCUGAUGAAGAGGAUGUUACGGGCGGUGCUGGCGGCCAAUAAGAGCGGGCCCGGGGUGUCUUUGUCUCGCCUCCAGUCUGAAUACAAGGCUCUGACUGGUGAACAGAUCCCUCAUAAACAGAUGGGUCAUGCCAGUCUGGACACCCUGCUGCACAGCAUUCCCAGCGUGGUUCACAUGGAGCGCAACCGUACUGGGGAGAUGGUGUGUUUCGCCUCAGUCUCCAGCGAGACGGCCCACGUUGCCAAACUGGUGGCUCGACAGCGUACCUCCAAGAAGACUGGACGACCCCAAAUGGUCAACUGUCAGAUGAGGGUCAAACCGGCCGCCCCUCUCAUCCUCAAUGCCAAGCCCAGAACCUCCCUGAGACAGCCUGACCACAGGGGUGUGGUGCGAGGAGGAGGUGGGGGCGGCCGGGGAUUGGGAGGCCAGCAUGGAGACUUCAGACAGGGGAGGGACAUGAGGAACACCCAAUCAGAGGGAAAGAGCAAUCAGAGCUCCAACCAGAACAAACCAAUCAAUCAGAACACCCCUGCUACCAGGAAGUCCUAUGUGCCCUUUGAGAGGUCAGACAAAAGGAUGACCCUGCCGUCACUGUUCCAGAAGGAAGUGUACACUCAUUUCUCCAGGAACACCCAGAGCAACCCUUCUACAAACUUCAAAGAAAAUGCUGUCUCUGGGAAGCCCAAGCCACAUCACUACCCCAAGGACUACAACCCCUCACCCGGGGGGAACUACAACCCCCAGAAGGUGCAAGGGCGUAUCAGAGAGGUGCUGAACAAGUACAGUAAUGGUUUCUGGGUGUCCAAGCUGCCUCAGCUCUACAGAGAACUGUACAAACAGGACCUGCCUAGUGAAGCAAUCAAAGACUUGGAGCACUGGACACACAUCUGCACCGUACAUACCAUACUUGUAUUGUAUUUAUACUGCUGUACAGUAUUAAAUAACACUCUGCGGCUUGCGCCGGCUUCCGAUGGCUGCGGCCUCUCCCUACGGGGUCGGCUGACUGACGUGGCUGGCUCCGCGCGGCUACUGGCUGGCGGGGUCCGCGCUCUGACCGCUCGGCGUUGUGGCGGGCCUCUGCUGGAGCUGGGCUCUGCGCUUGAACUGGCUGGCCGGCUCCUGUCCUCAGCUCCUCCAGCCUCCCCCUCCACCCUCUCUCCCGACCUCAGACAAAAACUGGGAGAGCUUCUAGUCAAAUACAGCAAUGGUCUAUGGGCCCACGCCUUACCCAAACUCUACUUGGACACGUACAAGACAAAACUCCCCGAACACGUCCUGGAGAAUCUCUCGCUGCUCUCCGACUUCUGCACCAUCGAAUACCCCAUGCCGGACAACCCCAAACGGGCCAUUCUGUACAAGAGGACCAGGGAGGAGGAGAACCGCAACAGGAGGGAGUCAGUGGAGGAGUGCAGGGCCAGAGAGGAGGUGGGGAGGAGGCUCAGUACCCAGACUGUACCUCCUCUUCUCAUCCCCCGAGAGGAGUACCCCUCUGUGUUGGUGGGGGAGGCUGCUAAUACCAACGGAGUCAUACUCCGGUACAUAGGAGAGGGUUACUCCCAAGCCCAGGAGGCUCUGGAGGACAAGAUGAGAGAAUUCUACUGUUGCCAGGACAACAACACCCGUACUGGUGACAAGAAAAGUGGUACACCCCUGGCCUCCCUAACCUCAGGUCAGCUGGCUGCCGUCAGGACGGAGGAGGAUGAGGAGGUACUACGAGCACAAGUCACAGAGGUCAUGGCUGACAAGGUCAAGGUUUACUAUGUGGAUCACGGGUUUUCAGAAGUCAUCAGCAAGGCCAAAGUGUUUGAGCUGCAUGAGAAGUUUUUCAACCUGCCUUUCCAGGCCACCAAGUGUCAAUUGGCUGGUCUGGAGCCUUUCUACCAGGAGCCUGCUGUCCUGAAGAAGUUUGAGUCCAUGGCCAGCGGCAAGAUCCUGUUGGCUGAGAUCCUAGAGAGAGGGCAGACCCCAUUGGUGGUCCUGUACGACACGUCGCAGGAUGAUGAUGUCAACAUCAACGCUGCAUGUAUCAAAGCGCUGCAGGACAAGACUCUGGCCAGCCCCCUACAGGUGAACAGUAACUAUAUGAACGUGACUGUGAGAAGUGUGUGUUCAGACGGGACCAUCUACUGCCAGCUCCCGUCUCGAGGUCUGGCCAAACUCACUGAGAUACUGGAGAAGGCUGAGGCAUACUUCCACUCACAGGUGACGUCAGAGUUCCUGGUAUCCAGACCGUUCUGUGGGAAAGGCUGUCUGGCGCGCUACAAAGGCAAAUGGUCUCGCGUGGAGAUCACUAACCUACAUGGUAGUCAUGUGUUGGACAUCCUCUUCACAGACCUGGGGGUGCAGGCCGCAGUGGAGGUGAUUGAGCUGAGGGAAGUCCCACCUCCUUUCCUACGGGACCUGAUUUCCAUCCCACCACAGGUGGUGAAGUGUUGUCUGGCUGACCUGACUGUGAGUGGUGUGGGCUCCUGGACUCCAGACGCUGUUCAGUGGUUCCGAGACGCCGUGCUCAACUCCACAGACUGCAGCGUGAAGAUCGCCAAGCUGGAUGAGACCAAGCGCAGUGUAGCCCAUGUCUACCUGUUCCCCGACAAGAACUUCCAGGACCCCGCUAGGAGUCUCAACCGCCAGAUGGCUGCCUCGGAUCUCUUCAAACACAGAGGGGACCACUGCCCUUCCAAGACCUCCACCUGUACCUCCACUGCCACCCUUACCUCUACCCCCAAGACCUCCACAACCACCACCACACCCAGCUCCAACGGGACCAAGCCCCAGCUGAGAUGUGCCCGCUCGGAACCAAGGCCGACGGGGGGUACAAGCACCCCUCCGGGGACUCCCCCACCUCCCUCAUCCACCACACCUAUCAAGCUACCCUUGCUGCUGGAACUACCACCUGCAGGUCAUAACAUGGAUAUCUAUGUGUCGGUGGCGUGUCAUCCGGGCCACUUCGUAGUGCAACCUUGGAGAGAUAUGUACAAGCUGGUGGUUCUGAUGGAAGAGAUGAUCCUGUACUAUAAUAAAACAGAGGAGAAGCCUCUCAAAGGGGAGAAGAACCAGAUAUAUGCUGCCAAAGUAGAGAACAAUUGGCACCGUGUGCUGGUGAAGGGGGUGUUGACCAACGGUCUGAUGUCGGUCUAUGAACUGGACUAUGGUAAACAUGAGCUGGUCAGCGGCACACAGCUCCGCCCCCUCAUACAGGAGUUCCGACAGCUACCUUUCCAGGGCAUCACCGCACAACUCGCAGGAGUGAAACCGAGGCAGUGGUCGGAGGAGGCUUCCAUCUUGUUCCGGAACCAUGUGGAGAAGAAGCCGCUGGUGGCUCAGCUGGAGGCCGUACAGGAAGCGCAUCACCCCUGGGACAGGAAGUUGACCGUCUUCCUGGUUGACACCUCGCAGGAGGAGAAGGACAUCUGGGUUCACGACAUCAUGGUCGAGUUCGAUGACGAACUCACCAAAGAAGUGUAGUUAGAUCAACCCUGUGCACAACAGUGCAUCUAGAGUGCUGGUUAUGGCAGGAACAACUAGGUAGGUCUAUUCAAAACAAAUGUUUAAAAAUAUAUAUAUAUAUAAUAAAGUAUAAACAUUUGUUUUGGAUACCUAAGUGUAGUUGGAUGCUGGACAUUUCUACGGAUGUUGCUAUGAGAAACCAGAACGCCUGUUGCCGUUACAACGGGAGACAGUUGGAAUGAGAGGAGACUUGUGACUUGGACUUGUUGUGCUUGAGAGUGGGGGGACACAGUGAAACACACUCUCGCUCACAGUAUGGGAUGGCAUUCUGAUCAAAAGCUCAAUAAUAUCACCAUCGUGCCGACUUCCCUAAAAGCUUUUUGCCCCACAGAGGAGUUGUCAUAAUCUGUUGAAUGUCUAGCCGUGAUAUGGGAUGGGUUUCCUGACGCCUUCGCUCAUAUGGUACUUUUGUUUUCUUGACUCAAG